GAAUUUACAUGCACCCACUUAACUCGCUUUCGCUAGAUUUUAAGUCUCCUCCGUUUCCUUUCCCUGGAAGUCCUCCAUAAAUCUCUCUCUUUAUUUUAAAUUCUUCGUUUCAAUCUCUCUCUCUCUCUAUCCUCAUCCUCCACGCCUUCGGAUCCACCUCUUUUAAAACCCUCACAUCGACAUUACAUUGACAAUCACUUGUACUUCACUUCUCAAUUUAUCAAUGGAGAUGGCCAAACUCUUCUGUUUCUGCUUCUGUUUGUUACUUUCUGCACAGUAUUCUUUAUCUCAAGAUUCACCGGGACCCUCUCCGGAUCUAUCCGCUGCGCCUUCGCCUGUUCCAGCACCGGAAACCGGAUCUCCGUCACAUGCUCCAGUGAGUUCACCGGUUUAUUCACCACCAGCACCGUCGCCUUCAGAUCUGAAGGAUGCGCCGUCGUCGGCACCAACUCCCGCUUCGGCUCCGAGUCCAGGUGUGACAGAAGCGAGCGAUGCGAAGCAUACUGAUUCGAAUGAGGAUGAAGAUGGAAAAGAGUCAUCUGGCGGCGGUGGUGGAAUGAGUGGAGGGAAGAAGGCUGGAGUUGUGGUGGCGGUUGUAAUGGGAGCGUGUUUGGUAGGGUUUGGAGGAAUGGCGUACAAGAAGAGACGAGAGAAUAUCAGAAGAUCUCAGUACGGUUACGCAGCAAGAAGUGAGUUUCUCUGAUUUUGAAUUCAAAUAUUGGAAUUAUUGAUUGGUGAGAAUUGUGAUUGAUUCUUUUGGGUGAUGAUGAUGAUGAUGUAAGUUUAGUUAAUAAUAAUAAUAACAAUAAUAAUAAUA
Mangifera indica (mango) is the source of this 817-nucleotide messenger RNA. RefSeq names its product mucin-1-like. The record is from RefSeq and is a predicted model, not a curated record. Lineage: Eukaryota; Viridiplantae; Streptophyta; Magnoliopsida; Sapindales; Anacardiaceae. The coding region runs from base 224 to 703 and encodes 159 amino acids. The transcript has a single exon.